UAGCUAGUGAAGUUUAUAUUAGUUCAGCAUGAAUUUUGUAGUAGUAAAAGUGACGGCGAUCUACCUAAUUUUUUCUCUUACUGUGGUCGAGCCUCAGCCUGUGGAUGCUAGAAAGAAGCAGCCUUUGAUCAACACAUUGGCAAGUCAGGAUCUUGUUACCAAUUUGCCUGGCCAGCCUGCUGUAGACUUCCAGCACUACGCUGGCUAUGUCAAUGUGAAUGAAACAAAUGGCAGGGCUCUCUUUUACUGGUUCUAUGAGGCUGCUACUAACCCAGAUCUAAAACCUCUUGUUUUGUGGCUUAAUGGAGGUCCUGGGUGCUCUUCUGUGGGAUAUGGAGCAACCCAAGAGAUUGGUCCAUUCAUAGUGGGCACUGAUGGCCAUGGACUUAGAUUUAAUAACUACUCAUGGAAUCAAGAGGCCAACUUGCUGUUCUUGGAAUCUCCAGUUGGGGUCGGCUUUUCAUACUCCAAUACAACAACUGAUUAUGAUAAUCUCGGGGAUGCUUUUACAGCAAAUGAUGCAUAUGCUUUUCUGCACAAGUGGUUUCUCAAGUUCCCAUCAUACAGAACAAGAACCUUCUAUAUUGCAGGGGAGAGUUAUGCAGGAAAAUAUGUUCCGGAGCUGGCCGAGCUCAUCAAUGACAAGAAUACAGAUCCUUCCCAGCAUAUUGAUCUCAAAGGAAUCCUGCUGGGUAAUCCUGAAACAUCAGAUGCUGAGGAUUGGAGAGGUCUGGUAGAUUAUGCUUGGAGUCAUGCAGUGGUAUCGGACGAAACUCAUAAAAUUAUACGAGAAAACUGUGACUUUGACGGUGAUACUUGGAGUAAUAAAAACUGUAGUCAAGCUGUGGAUGAAGUACUAAAACAAUACAAGGAGAUAGACAUUUAUAGCCUUUACACCUCAGUCUGCAUAGGUGAUACAGCAAAUUCAGAUGAUGCUUCGAUGCAAGUCAUGAUGAUGAAGAAAACAUCGACAAUGAUGCCAAGGAUUAUGGGUGGAUAUGAUCCAUGUCUGGAUGAUUAUUCAAAAAAAUUCUAUAACAGAGCAGAUGUGCAAAAGGCCCUCCAUGUUAGUAAUGGUCUCCCACUCAAGAACUGGAGCAUCUGCAGUGUCAAAAUAUUUAACAACUGGACCGAUUCAAAGCCAUCUAUACUUCCUAUUUACAAGAAACUCAUUGCAGCAGGAAUGAGAAUAUGGGUGUACAGUGGAGACACAGAUGGAAGAGUUCCUGUGUUGUCAACAAGAUAUAGCUUAGGUGCUCUGGGACUGCCUAUUACAAAAGCAUGGACGCCUUGGUACCACCAGAAGCAGGUGAGUGGAUGGUUUCAAGAAUACGAGGGGCUUACAUUCGCAACAUUUAGAGGAGCUGGGCAUGCGGUUCCUUGCUUCAAACCAAGCAACUCACUGGCUUUAUUCACCUCUUUUCUUCUUGGGGAAUCUUUGCCUUCCACGCGAUGAUCAAGUGAUCGUCACAGUGAUGAUAACUGAUAACGGAGAUCAUCUCAUAUCCAACUAUUAUACAAGGCAAACCAAGUAGAAGGCCAUAGCCAAAUAGAAAUUGCAGAACCCUUCUAAUCCCUCUAUAAAAUAAGGUCCUUAUUGGCAAGAAAAUCGAGGGUUAGUGGAUAGGUAAUGUAUUGUUGGUUAUAUAAAAUCUAAAUGAACUUUCAUAUAUAAUAUAUUUGAGUAGG
This is a messenger RNA of Fragaria vesca subsp. vesca, 1689 nucleotides long. Its product is annotated as serine carboxypeptidase-like 31-like. The record is from RefSeq and is a predicted model, not a curated record. Gene Ontology annotation, biological process: proteolysis. The coding region runs from base 29 to 1456 and encodes 475 amino acids. NCBI's taxonomy places the organism in Eukaryota, Viridiplantae, Streptophyta, Magnoliopsida, Rosales, Rosaceae. Gene Ontology annotation, molecular function: serine-type carboxypeptidase activity. Gene Ontology annotation, cellular component: vacuole. The transcript is spliced from 10 exons.